This is a messenger RNA of Peniophora sp. CBMAI 1063, 1641 nucleotides long. Lineage: Eukaryota; Fungi; Basidiomycota; Agaricomycetes; Russulales; Peniophoraceae. The record is from the annotation of a GenBank genome assembly.
AUGAUCCUACUCACGUUCGCCCUCCUUUCCGCUUCGGCUGUAUCUGCGAAUGCACGCAACUCGUCCCUCAAGACCGUCAAUCUCGGUUACGCAAAGUAUCAGAGCGAUGUCUCGCUGGCAGAAGGCGUGACAAGCUUCCUUGGAGUGCGGUACGCGGCACCGCCUGUUGGAGAUCUUCGGUUCCGCGCUCCUCGAGCGCCGUCUCAUAUCCAAGGAGUGCAAAACGCGACUCAACAACCGAAUCAAUGCUGGCAAGACGCUGGCGAAGGACAGACGGCGUACAGCCCAUACUUCAAGCGAGAUACAGACCCUGAACCAGCCUCGAAUGAGGAUUGUCUCUUCCUCAACGUCCAUGUGCCCUCUUCGCUCGACCUAAGUGAGAAAGCGCGCAAGAAAGAGGAUUUACCGAUUCUCGUCUGGAUACAUGGUGGCGGCUACGACUCGGGCAGUAACGCUUUCUACCCAGCGGAGCUAUUCGUACGCGACUCGGGGCACAAGCUGAUAUCCGUCAAUAUACAAUACCGCUUGGCGGCCUUUGGCUUCUUGGCAGGGAAAGAGGUAAAGCGUCACGGAAAUCUCAACGCUGGUUUGCUCGACCAGCAGUUCGCGCUCGAGUGGAUCCAGAAGCAUAUCCACAAGUUUGGGGGUGAUCCCAACAAGGUGACUAUCUAUGGUCAGUCUGCCGGCGCCGGCUCUGUGCUGCAACAUCUCGUUGCCCACGGCGGUCAUACCGAGCCGCCGCUCUUCCGCGCGGCAAUGAUGAGCUCCCCAUUCUUGCCCUUCCAGUUUGCAUACGACGAUCCGGUCGCAGAGAACGUAUACGAAGCGCUAGCAAAGAACGUCAGUUGUUCCUCGAGCAAGAACACGUUGGACUGUUUGCGCGACGUGAGCCCGGAAAAGCUCAUUGCGGCCGACCUCGGAGUCGCCGAUGCCAACUUCAUGGGGACGUUCACGAUGAAUCCCGUCGUGGAUGGCGAGCUCAUCGUUGAGCGCCCGACUAUAACUCUGCGCAAGGGUCAUACCAAUGUUGACACCGCUCUUGUUUUCUCUAAUACGCACGAGGGCACCGUCUUCGUCAAUCCUCCCACCUUGAUAGCCGACAACUUCACUCUCGACAAGUACAUCUCGACGAUGUUCCCUCGCCUUACCCACAAGGAAGUCAAUACUGCCGUUUCCCUGUACUCCGAUGCUGGAUUCACCAACAUCACCGAUACAUCUGCUCUGGUCAUGGGAGAGUCUAUCUUCAUAUGCCCCGCUUAUGAUGUGCUUGACGCGUUCCCCAGCAAGGUCUGGAAGGGCCUGUUUGCGAUCCCGGCUGGUAUCCACGGCGAAGACUUGAACUACCUCUUCACGAAUCAAACAUUCUACGGCAACCCGACGACGUUUCCCAACACCGACUUCCAGCACGCGUUCUCGCAGGCGUUCUUCGCGAUGGCUACCGCGCUGAACCCAAGCGUUGCGCCUGUGCCGCCGGUCAUCACCCCAAGCUGGCCGACAUGGAGUCAGAGCGGUCUAGAGAUGCUCUUCAAUCAGACGGAGGGUGAAGAUCCUCAACCUGUGGUCCGGACGAUGAAGACGGAUGAGCAGGUGUUGAAAAGAUGCAGCUUCUGGAGUAGCGUCGCUAGCAAGAUCGCGCAGUGA